AUGUCCAAGUCCAAGGUUUUGCUGGUGGGAGCAGCGGGUGAAACCGGGGGGUCCAUCGUUAAUGGGCUGUUGGACGAUGGCAAUUUUGAUGUUAUCGCUCUUAUUCGCCCUGGCUCGAUCCAGAAAACUUCCAUUACUCGCCUAGUGGAUAAGGGAAUCCAGAUUCGAAAAUGCGACUUGAAGGCUUCAGAGGAACACCUCAUUGAAGCUCUUGCGGAUAUCGAUGUGAUUAUCAGCUGUGUCGGACCCGCCGAGCAACAAGACCAGAUUCCCCUCGCCAAAGCAGCUAAGAAGACCGGCGUGAAGCGGUUCGUUCCAUGUGGGUUCAUUACAAUCUGCCCACCAGGUGGGAUUAUGUGGUUGCGUGAUGAGAAAGAAAUCGUUUACAACCAGAUCCGCCAACUCUGGCUUCCAUACACUAUUGUCGAUGUCGGCUGGUGGUACCAGCUGGCCUACCCUCGCCUCGAAUCUGGGUGCAUUGACUACGCCAUGACGUCUGGCAAUGACGAGAUUGUCGGUGAUGGCAACAUGCCCACAGCUCUCACAGACUUGCGAGACAUCGGCCGUUAUAUGGCCAGGAUAAUUUCCGACCCCCGCACCUUGAACAAGAAGGUCCUCGCCUACAACCUUGUCUCCACACAAAACAAGAUCCAUGAGCUCAUGGAGGAACUUAGCGAAGAAAAGAUUGUCCGGAACUAUGUACCCGAGGAGACGAUUUGCAGCAGGAUGGUGGCGGCACGACAAGCCAGCGAAACCUAUCCCUUUGAUCCGAGGAAAUUCAUUCCGCGUUAUAUGGCCGAAUAUCAAUUCUCGUGCGGCAUCCGAGGCGACAAUAACCCCGAAUAUGCCAAGUAUCUCGGCUACCAUACCACGCAGGACUUAUAUCCGGACUUUAAGCCCACAGAUUUCCGAGAGUACCUCGAGUCGGUUAUCCGGGGCACAGCUGUGGGCAUUUACCAGGAUCGCAUCAUCUCACGGAAGCACCAACGCCACUUCCCUCGCACUGGGUCCAGUGAUUCCCUCUACACGCGCAUAUUCCCGCGGACUGAGUCCAGCGACUCCCUCAUGUCGAGAUAA
Messenger RNA from Penicillium brevicompactum, 1077 nucleotides. RefSeq names its product aromatic alcohol reductase. Gene Ontology annotation, molecular function: oxidoreductase activity. The transcript has 4 exons. Lineage: Eukaryota; Fungi; Ascomycota; Eurotiomycetes; Eurotiales; Aspergillaceae. The coding region runs from base 1 to 1077 and encodes 358 amino acids. The record is from RefSeq and is a predicted model, not a curated record.